Molecule: messenger RNA, 603 nt
Organism: Echinostoma caproni
Lineage: Eukaryota; Metazoa; Platyhelminthes; Trematoda; Plagiorchiida; Echinostomatidae
Source: the annotation of a GenBank genome assembly
AUGGUUGUUGUCCUCUCUGACUGGGUCGGUCCUGCUCAACUUCCACGCUCUCUGGCACUGACCAUGGUUGUGCUCGGUUUGCUCAUCUCUCCCGGCCAAUUCGCAAUCGGUUAUUUGUCUGAUGUCACCAACGACUACGUCUGGCCGAUGCGAGUGUGCUUCUUCAUGCUCAUUUUGGCCGGCUUAUUGCUCCUCUUGGAGUUCCCUGUGCGUUUGUACUACUCCCGCCGUGCACGUCGUCAUUACUUAUCCGUGUCCGGUAUAAAUCCUCUGCUCGCAUCACAUGACAAACUGGCCAUGAAUGGAAUCAAUGGACCGCACACGGUGAUGAGCGAUUGUUGGCAGGUUGUGGAUUCGGAAGAGGAAGACAAUGCUGGUCUGAACAAUGACGCUGUAGUGGAUGAUGAUGAUGAUAACGACAGCCAGGACGAGGAGGAGUCUUCCGGACUGCCGAAUACCACUCAAAUGCAUCUAAUCCAAUCGGGUAUCACCCCUGUACCCGCGCAUUUGGCCCUAGUUGACGGGGCGGUUCCCCCGUCAACCCUGUUUGUUUGUUCCCAAGAAGAACACUCUGACGAUUGGAAUGAUCUUGAGGGUGUUUAG